AUGUUCGGACCUCAAAGACCAACCAUGGUUAUGGUCUAUGGAGCUGUUGGCAGUCGAAAGGAGAAUUUGUUGCAAAGUUUGAUGGACACACAAAAUCUGCUGCGGGAAAAACCACAAAAUAACAGUAGGAUACUGGAUGGGUUAGAACAGUUUUUGUUUGUUCCAACAGUUACAGUAGCACCGAAGGACAUUGAGCACGAUUUUAAAAGAACUCCGGAUUGUUUUGAAAUAGUGGAUGCUUCAAGUUUUUCCUCUCGACUCUCAAAUAAGGAAUUUGAUCUGUGUUGGAAAGAAUUUCUGGACAAACAAUACAAGUUUUCAAACUCGGAACCUAUGAGUAUCGAUUAUGUGUACAAAGCCAUCCCAAAAGUUGAGACAAUAUUGAAAGAAUAUCCCUCAUGUCGGAAAGUGAUCAUUUCAACCUCUAAUAGUUGUGGUUCCAAAGAGAGUGAAUCUGUCUUCAAUCCGCUCAUGGAAGCAAUUAAAUUAUACAAAGACUCACAUAACGUAAAAAUUGUACUUGUGCGAGCCUCUAGAGAGGUCGUUCAGCAAUCCCUAAGGGAAAAAGGAUGUUACAAUCAGGAUGAAAUUGACACAUUGAUGGUGCAUCACGAGUACAUUGAGAAAGAUAAGACAAUUAAUGAUCUAAGAAAAUAUUUGCAUUAUAAUGGAAACAUACCCUUGACCUUUGUGGAUAUUACUAACAAUAUGGAGGCUGAUAUGAGAAGAUUUGUCAAUGCAGUCGAAGGAAAAACUGAAGAGGAAAACGAACCCUUUUACGAGAGUAAGCAUACUGCUCGAGAAUACAUGAAGACACACAAAGUUAGCGAGCUCCUUCAAUAUUUGCUCCAGCUUGUGCUGGUUGAAAUGCCAUCUGAUCCUAGACAAUUUCUUAUUGAUAAUUUGAAAAAAAUUCAAUCACAUUCUGCAAAGAAGAUCCUGACGCCGACAGAUUUCGAAACCAUGUUCUCCAUGAUUGACAUUAAUAAUAAGGGCUGGGUUUCGUAUGAUCAAACGUUAAAAACUCUAGUCAAUCUUAAAGUGGAUUCAGAAAGUGCUGAGAAAGCCAUGUCAUCAUUUGACAAGAGUGCACGAAUCAACCAGAAUCAAUUUGUUGAAGUAAUUUCCAAGCAACUGGAUAUUCUGAAUGGCACCCCUUAUCAAUAG
Naegleria fowleri is the source of this 1167-nucleotide messenger RNA. RefSeq lists its product as uncharacterized. NCBI's taxonomy places the organism in Eukaryota, Heterolobosea, Eutetramitea, Acrasida, Naegleriidae. Gene Ontology annotation, molecular function: calcium ion binding. The transcript has a single exon. The record is from RefSeq and is a predicted model, not a curated record. Bases 1 to 1167 code for a protein of 388 amino acids.